CAGGCAAAGGAGUGAUGCUCUUGAAACAUGACAAAAAUCUGGACUAAAUAAAAGUUUUCCUAUUGCAGGAGUAAAAUCCAAAAUGUAUAGGCCAGGGGAAACAGUCAAACGUCGACUCAACAUGCAUGCUCCUCCACGGAUAAGAAGUGUGGAAGUUGCUAGAGGAAGAGCAGGUUACGGGUUUACCCUUUCUGGACAAGCUCCUUGUGUUCUUAGUUGUGUGAUGAAAGGAAGCCCUGCAGAUUAUGUUGGACUUAAAGCAGGAGAUCAGAUAUAUGCAGUUAACGAAAUCAACGUGAAAAAAGCCUCUCAUGAAGAUGUAGUGAAACUUAUAGGAAAAUGUUCUGGAGUCCUGCACAUGGUCAUUGCUGAAGGGAUUAGUCAUCUAGAUUCAUGUUCGAGUGAUGAAGAAGUUGGUUUUUAUGAUGGGAAGGGGUGGCUGAAACCCAAACCUGACUCUAAGGCUCUGGGUAUAAACAGAGCAGAGAAAGUUGUUGAAGAAAUGCAGUCUGGUGGCAUCUUCAACAUGAUCUUUGAGAAUCCUGCUCUUUGUGCUGGUAACUCAGAUAAUUCUGCACCAAAACAAAGAUCAUUUUCAGUUUCUGCUGCUAUGAAAUUUGAAACUGGCAAUGAAAGUGUAAGCAAUCCAAACCUACUGUCAAAGGAAGAAAUAGCCAAAGUCCUGAAUGAUGAUUCAGUUUUCAGACUUGGACUGGAGGGCGCAGAAGACUUUGGAUUAGAUGCAAGCAUUUUAAAUGUUGCCAUGAUCGUAGGUUACCUGGGCUCAAUUGAACUUCCUUCAACAACCUCGAAUUUGGAAAGUGACAGUUUGCAGGCUAUUCGUGGAUGCAUGAGACGUCUGCGGGCGGAGCAGAAAAUCCAUUCCCUGGUGAUGAUGAAGAUAAUGCAUGACUGUAUUCAGCUCUGCAGUGACAAAUCAGGUGUCGUGGCAGAAUAUCCUGCAGAGAAACUGGCAUUCAGUGCUGUUUGCCCAGAUGAUAGAAGAUUCUUUGGACUAGUUACAAUGCAGACAAACGAUGAUGCAAGCUUGGCUCAAGAGGAUGAAGGGGUUCUGAGGACAUCUUGCCAUGUUUUUAUGGUGGAUCCUGAAUUAUUUCAUCAUAAAAUUCACCAGGGUAUAGCAAGACGGUUUGGACUGGAAUGUACAGCGGAUCCAGAUACAAAUGGCUGUCUAGAGUUUCCAACAUCAUCUCUACCUGUUCUGCAGUUUAUUUCUGUCCUGUACAGGGAUAUGGGGGAACUGAUUGAGGGAAUGCGUGCGAGGGCUUUUCUUGAUGGUGAUGCAGAUGCUCAUCAAAAUAAUAGUACAAGCAGCAACAGUGAUAGUGGAAUUGGAAAUUUCAACCAGGAAGAAAAGAAUAAUAGAGUUCUGGUGGUUGAUUUAGGGACCAACCCGAGUAAACACAUUCCUAACAGCCUGUGGGAAAAUCCAGUAGGAAGGGGACAAAAUCAACCUGCUUCCCAUUGGAAUGGCUUCUGUCAUGAGCAAGAGGGAAGCAUUCCUUUGGAAGUAAUACAGAAUGAUAAGACCCAGAAUGUAAGCAAACACUUAAGUCCUUCUGCUCGUAUUGAAGUGCCAUUGGUUUCCUCCCGAAAUUCAGUACCUCCAUCAAAGAAAAAUGCUGCAGGCACAGGCAAUCAAAGGUGGUUGCCUGUGCAUGUGUUACAGGAAUGGCAGCAUGGAAAUGCCAGCGACCAGGAGUCGUACACGGAUUCUACAGACGGCUGGUCAAGUGUUAACUGUGGAACCCUUCCCCCACCAAUGAGUAAGAUUCCAGCUGACAGGUACAGAGUCGAUGGCAGCUUUGGUCAGCCUCAGCUGAAAUCUCACAAAAAUGAAUGGUCUAAGAAGAUGUUUUGCAUUCAGAACAAAUUUGGCCCUCCCCACAGUAUUAGGAAAUCUAAAGAAGAUAAAAAGGCUGCAAAAUUUGGACAUUCAGUGGGAUUAAAUCAGGCUCCUCCCCCGCGUUCUUCUGCUCGAAGAUCAUUUGGAAGAUCCAAGCGAUUUAGUAUUACUCGCUCUCUGGAUGACCUUGAGUCAGCAACUGUUUCUGAUGGAGAGCUGAAUAGCACUGAUUUAAAAGACUGCAUCAGUGAGAACAGCCUCAGUAGCAAUGCCAGUCUUCCCAGUGUACAGAGCUGUCGACGACUUCGAGAAAGAAGAGUUGCAAGUUGGGCUGUUUCAUUUGAGCGUCUUCUUCAGGAUCCUAUUGGUGUUAAAUACUUUUCGGAAUUUCUCCGGAAAGAAUUUAGUGAAGAAAAUAUUUUAUUUUGGCAGGCCUGUGAAUAUUUUAACCAUGUACCUGCACAUGAUAAAAAAGAGCUUUCUUACAGAGCUCGGGAGAUCUUCAGUAAGUUCUUGUGUAGCAAAGCUACAACCCCAGUUAAUAUUGAUAGCCAGGCACAGCUGGCAGAUGAUAUUCUCAAUUCUCCACAUCCGGAUAUGUUCAAGGAACAGCAGCUUCAGAUAUUUAACUUGAUGAAGUUUGAUAGCUAUACUCGCUUUCUCAAAUCCCCUCUUUACCAAGAAUGCAUCUUAGCAGAAGUAGAAGGACGUCCUCUUCCUGAUCCUCAGCGUGUUCCCAGCAGCCCCACUUCUAAACACAGCGUCAGUUCAGAGAAGUCCAAUAUCUCGACACCAAAAAAGCUAAGCGGUAAAUCAAAGUCAGGAAGAUCUCUAAAUGAAGAGUCGGGAGAGGAGGACACUGAAAAGAAAAAACGGGGAACGUUCUUCUCGUGGUCAAGAAGUAAAAGUUUGGGAAAAUCACAGAAGAGAAGAGAAAAUGGUGAUUAUCCAAACGAUUCUUUUCAGUCCAAUGGAUUGUCAUACAGACGGGAAUCACAAGGCUCCAUGUCAUCAACUGCUAGUCUUGACUUGUCUGAAACCUCAAGAUUGCCUGCUUUUGUACCAGAUAAAGAGAAAUCUCCCAAAUACUGCUGUGUAAACCUUCCGGAUGGCUCAUCCAGCAAAAUGGCUGUUAAAUCUGGAUUCUCCAUCAAAGAGGUGCUAUCUGGGCUCUGUGAGAAGCAUGGCAUUAACAUAGCUGCAGUGGACCUUUUUUUAGUUGGAGGUGAUAAGCCACUGGUAUUGCACCAAGACAGUAGUAUCCUGGAGUCUCGGGACCUACGUUUAGAAAAACGCACUUUAUUUCGGCUGGAUCUUGUUCCGAUCAAUCGGUCAGUUGGUUUGAAGGCUAAACCCACUAAACCAGUAACAGAGGUCUUAAGGCCUGUGGUUGCAAAAUAUGGUUUAAAUCUUAAUGAACUUGUGGCAAGACUAAAUGGUGAGCAGGAACCACUUGAUCUUGGUGUCCCUAUAUCUAAUCUGGAUGGUCAGCGGGUUGUUCUAGAAGAAAAAGAACCAACAAAAGGUAGAGAGAAACAAAAAGGUACAUUGGUAAAACAGACUGCAGUUGUAUCUACUUCAAGAAGUCAAGCAUCUACUAAUUUUUUGAACUCAUAUCCAAAGCACAAAGUAACAGAGCAGAUGACCAACGUGGACUGCUAAGGAAAGAAGACCUUAUUCUUCCUGACUUUCUUCGUUUACCACCCACUGGACCAGAACCAUCCUCAUCUACUCCUGCAGGUCCUAAAGGCUUCAACAAGCGAGUUUCAAAAAAUGAUGACAAUGAUGGAUGCACAUCCCCAACUGGAAAACAGGAGUCCAUACAAAACUUUAAUGAAAAUUCAGUUAAGAAAAUGGGUUACUCAGAAAAUAAACACAAAUCUGCCUUGGCAGCUCUCCACAGUCAGAAGACUUUCAGUGUUCCUUUUAGUCCUCCAUUGUCUCCCAUUCCGCAUGCACAGGAAAACAAUGCAACAGUGUGGAAAAGGCAGUCAAGAGAAUUGCAAGCCGAAGGCAUACAGAUGGUAGAUGAUGACAAUGUGGCAGACUUGACUCUUGUGGCUGAAGGAGAUAUUAGUAGCCCUAACAGCACUUUGCUGCCGCCGCCACCACCGACACCACCGUCAGACAUCAGUAAACUCACAGAAGCCAACUAUCCACCCCCAACUCCUUUUACAGGUAAUCAGGAAAAAUCUGGAUAUCAAAGAUCCAAUUCAGGUAUUUCUAGAUUUUAAUAGUCUUUCCUUUUAUGUAAAACUACUUUUCCUUGGCACUGUUAAUCAGUAUUUGGCACCCAUUAAAACAAGAAAGAAAAUUCUCUCUGCACCUUAAUUUUUUUUUACAAAAAAAAAAAAAAGGAAAAAAAGAUUUUAAUUGCCUUAGUCUGUGCUAACUGUAAUAUUUCUGGUUGCCUUUAACAAUGUACUUUUGUUUGGAUUUGGCAUGUGACCAAAAAUGGACACAUGCAGACAAACGUUUGAAACGUAUCCAUGUGCUAUAAUUAUCUCAUUCACCCUCAGAGUACAAAACAGGGUGUCAGCAUUUUGAGCUCCAUAGCACUGUUGUGUUCCAGAUUUUCUGAUCCAUUUCUCAUAAUGAGAUACAUGAUUAGGGCUUGGAAGUUUAAGUACUUUAGCAAAAACCCUAAUUAUGUGUUGAAAAUUGCAGUACUGUUCAUGAUUAAAAUCUUAAGUGGAUAAACCUCAAUUUAAAAAAUAUUUCUCUAAUAAAUUAGAUAUUUGUGACUAAAAAUAAAAAUGUUAUUUUUUUUAACCCAUACUUUCCUACACAGAGAAAUAGAUUGCAUCUAUCACGCUUUCUCCCAGAAUUUCACAUGUCAAAUAGCUCUUUCUAUUAGAUAAUUUUAAAGGAAAUAUGUAACUUUUUCAGGAUAUAAGUUUCUUGGUCUAGCAAUAUCACAGAGCAAUAUUAGCCCAAGGCUGAAGUAUGGAAUUUCUUUAUAAACAUGGACUCUAAUAAUAAUUGCUAUUACCAGAAACAAGAAUUUGAAGACGAUGGGUGUCGUGACAUUGACAUUUUACAGUCGUUGUACUGUACAGUUUAAUGUAAAAUAUAAGAAGAGGUAUCUAUGUGCUACAUUUAUUUUUGAUGUUUCACAAACAUAUGGUGCCAUAAUUUGUAUGAUCACAUUUCUUUGUGAUGUGGGAAUAUACAGUUUAACUAUUUAUCUUUUUACACAGAGUAUUUGAUACUGUUCUUUAUCUGUAUGGUUGAUGAUUUGUAAAUACUUCUUUGGUUGUUGGAUGCUUAUAAAUGGCAAUGCAAAUUAUUUCCUCCUCUUGGUAUUUUAAAAACAAAUUCCUUUAUUAGUAGUAUUUGAGAAAUGUUCUAUAAGUGCUACCACUUAAUUUCUGAAACUGAGUAUUGGACGGACUUGUAACCAGUGCCUAUGAAUAACUGAACCACAAAAUGUACUUUGGACAUAUUGAUGUAUAUAUGCAUAGAUUUGUGUUGGUGUCUUUCUGAUAAUAUGACAAGUGUACAACAUAGGUAUCAAUUUGCAUAUUUUUCAGUGAGAACUGUUAAAAAAACCAUUUGCACUUAAAAAAAACUUCAUGAAUUUACAAUAUUUUAAUGCAUGCCCUACAUUUCUGUGUAACCACUGAGCUGUAGCUUUCCCUUUUCCCACUUUCUACUUUUUACUUUGUAGAAAUCUUUGUGUAGUUUUCACAUGUAUUUUGUAUCUUUGUUCUCUCAGGAGUAAUAAAUUCUAGGUCUAGUUACA
This is a messenger RNA of Manacus vitellinus (golden-collared manakin), 5612 nucleotides long. RefSeq names its product regulator of G protein signaling 12 (gene RGS12). The transcript is spliced from 15 exons. Bases 83 to 3529 code for a protein of 1148 amino acids. Lineage: Eukaryota; Metazoa; Chordata; Aves; Passeriformes; Pipridae. Gene Ontology annotation, molecular function: GTPase activator activity; protein binding. The record is from RefSeq and is a predicted model, not a curated record. Gene Ontology annotation, biological process: signal transduction.